This is a messenger RNA of Pseudomassariella vexata, 2354 nucleotides long. RefSeq names its product amino acid transporter-like protein. The record is from RefSeq and is a predicted model, not a curated record. The transcript has 3 exons. NCBI's taxonomy places the organism in Eukaryota, Fungi, Ascomycota, Sordariomycetes, Amphisphaeriales, Pseudomassariaceae. Gene Ontology annotation, biological process: amino acid transmembrane transport. Gene Ontology annotation, molecular function: amino acid transmembrane transporter activity. Bases 324 to 2138 code for a protein of 604 amino acids. Gene Ontology annotation, cellular component: vacuolar membrane.
CUCGAGUAUCUAUAUCAGCCGAACUAUUUUGCAAUAAUGGAAGAAACGAGUACAGACAAUGGCAAGCAAGCUUUAUCAAUUUCGAUCGCCAAGAGAUUUACCUGAGAUUGGCAGGGUGCAACCACCCGGUCGUGGCUAUGUACCACGUCCAUUAUCUACACAUGCGAGAUAAAAGUCUAUGAUAAAAGUCAAAGGCGGACCUGCGAGUCGUGUGUUACAGGAACCAUUGUCGCGUUUUCUGCUCUCUCGACUCGAAGAAACCCCCGCUGCCAGGGAAAUUGCCAAUUAUCCGUUUUUGGGUCAUUGACAUCCACACUGUCCCAAUGAGCGUAGUUCCAGCAGCCAACCUCGCCAUCCAGGGUGGCGAUCCUCGUGACUUAGAGGUUGUAGGCCACAUCGCCCACGAUGCCACCCAGCUGGAGCGCAUCAAGGCCGGACGCGUCGUCCAAUUCGAGGAAUAUCUGUACUACGCCGCCCUGACGCGCGAGAAGGAGCGUGAGGAAAACGCAAAGUUUCUCCAGAAUCGACCCCCUCUCAGCUUCAAGCGCCUACUCACAGAUCGCUUCUCAUCAUUGAAGAAUGAAAAGAAGAUCGCCACCACUAACGAGCCCGGCGCUACCCCAACCACCGGGGAAAAGGCAGGGGACAAUGAGAAAACACGUCCAGCUGCCAACGGACUUGCCAGAUACGGCGUCACCGACGCGGAGCAAUAUAACGCAAGCCGCGCCUUCCGCACCGCAAGCUGGGGCACUAUCUUCUACCUGAUCACCACGGACAUCCUCGGCCCAACCGCGAUCCCCUGGGCCUUUGCGCAGAUGGGCUACGGCCCCGGUGUGGCACUCUUCACCACCUUUGCCGUUUUUGCGUGGUACUCAGGCUGGAUUCUGUGGAAGGCGUUCCUGGCGCUCGAUUCGGACCGCUACCCGCUGCGCAGCUAUGGCGACUAUUUCUACCGCCUGUUUGGGCCGGGGGCGCGCCAUUUUAUAAAUAUUGGCCAGGCACUGCAGCAACUGUUGACUGUUUCCGCGCUAAUCUUGACGAAUGGGCAGGGGCUUUCGCAGAUUAGUGUUGGGUCGGGGUAUCUUGACGGAAAUGGGGUCUGCUUUAUUGUUUGCUUGCUUAUUUUCACCCUGGGGGGUUUCAUACUGGGACAGAUCAGGACCUUGCAGCGGUUUGGGUGGUUGGCUAAUGUUAGUGUUUGGAUCAACGUUACGGUCCUCUUCAUCUGUAUGGGCGUGGACGCCAACAAUCCUCCCAACUACAAAGCCGUCGAAGCUUCCUUCGGCCUGGUCAACGACAUGCCUAUCACCACCUAUGCCGGCACGCCUCCCAUCACGAGCGGCGGUAUCGGUUUCAUGGCCACUAUCAACGGUCUCAACCAAGCUGUGUAUGCGUACGGCGGCGCCUUGUUGUUCGCCUCGUUCAUGGCCGAGAUGCGGCAUCCCCUCGACUUCUGGAAGGGUCUGCUUAUCGCCCAGGUCUUCAUCUACUGCGUUUAUAUAUUCUUCGGCAUUUUUAUUUACUCUUUCCAGGGGCAGUAUACUUACAAUCCCGUCCACCAAGGCAUGGUCCUAUUCAGGUACCAAACCGCUGGCAACAUCAUGUUCCUCAUCACAGGCUGGAUCGCUGCAGCGCUAUACGGCAAUAUCGGCCUGAAAGUCGUCUACAUCGAGGUCUUCCAGGAGCUCCUCGGCUUCCCACCCCUAACGGAUAAAAGGGGUAAGAUCUGGUGGGCUGUCAUGACGCCCAUCUACUGGGCCAUCGCCUUCAUCAUCUGCGCCGCCGUCCCCGCCUUCACUGCCGUCUCGGGCUUCAUCGGCGCGCUGUUCAUCCUCUCAUUUACGUAUACCUUCCCCGCUGCCGUGGCCCUGGGUUUCUGGGUGCGUAGUGAUGCUAUGAUUGAGGACGAGGAAAGCUUCGAUCCGGUGACGGGGACGUGUAGCUAUAAGGAUACCGGGGUAAGGAGAUUGGUGAGAGGGUUUAUGAAGAAGCCCUUAUUUCAUAUUUUCAACUUUUUGUACAUGCUGGGCGCGCUUGCCACGACGGGCUUGGGGGUCUAUAGUUCGGUGGAGAGUUUGAUGACUGCGUAUGAUAGUGGGAUUACCACUAGCUUCUCUUGCAAGUCACCAACGGGCUAGCAGGACGGUUGGAACACAAAUAUUGUUGGUGAGGGGAAAGCUACAGUAACACUUGACAGAUUUGACACAACCAGGGUUACCACCACUCGGGGAUCCUGUGCCGAACGAGCUUCAGGUUCUGGUUUUGGUAAUUGUUUUCGAUUGGAGACAGGGAAUGCGCAGCUAGCUUUUUGCAUCUUGACUGUUUUCGUCGGCGUAAGGUUAUCCGUCAUCAAG